AUGUGUCAAAACAAGUUAAUGCAGCACACCUCUUUUGUUGAUGGUUGAUUGCACCUCUAAUGGGGAGUCAAGGUAAGAAACAUUCUAAUGGAAGCCAUCAUGGAUGCGAAACCCUAGAUAAUAUCAACGUCUCUCCGAAUCCUUAGCGUCUAAAUGGUACUUAUGAUGAAGGUACAAAAGAAUGUCUUGUCACCUACACAUGUGAUUUAUUAUGUUGGGGAAAGUAACAAGAUGCUCAGGAAAUUUCGCAAAGAUGGUCAUAGCUGGAAGAAGAAAAAGGAUGGGAAAACUGUAAAAGAAGCUCAUGAACACUUAAAACCUCUUCUACAACAAUAACUAAGUUUAGUGUUUCGCUGAAUGGGUGUUUUUUAAUGAGGUUAGAGUUGCAAAAGGUGAGAUUGUGGAGAUUGUCAAGGGAUCUGUUGUAUGGGUUACAGAUAGGAUUUUGUUUGCAAAAGGAUGUAUUUGUUCAGGAGGUUGAUGAUAGGAAUAUAGUUGGAAAAAAUAAUAUAUUACCCACAGAUUGUACUCCAGUUGGUACGCAACUGGAGAUAUUAAGUAGAAACCAUCCUGUGUCGCGUAUCCACAAAUGUGUUAAUUCUUGAUUAUGAAAGGGAGAGUUGUAUGUUAGGGUAAAAUUGGAGUCAAUGACGAUUUUAAUUUCCAGUGGCUAGUCUUCAUGGAGUACAUUCUGAUCAAAAUCUUGUAGGAAGGAGGUAUUUCUUGUUGUGGGUGAACCUGGCCAGGAUAAGGAAUGUGAUUUCCCCAAGGAUCUACACUUGCUGUUGAGGUGGAAGCAUGUCAUCUCGAUGAGAAGGGCGUAGAACAAGUCAAUAAUGAUGGAGCAUCUCAUGAGAGUGGUGUCAAUACUAUUGGAAGAGAGGACGUGUUAUCUCUGGGGCUUAUGAGCAAGGAGGUUGUUGGUCUACUUGAUGAUACAAUGAAAGGAGACAACAGAACUGGUGUUGUUCCACUCCAGGAAAAAAGUUUGUUUUGAAUCGACUAGCCAGUGAAGGGCCACCAAACUUUUCAGACGAUCCUAAUGAUGUUUCAUUGCCGGAGAUUCUCAAUCCAAUUGAGAAUCUUGAACAACUAUUUAUUGCAACAUUUACUGCUGGUAUACCGUUGUAGGUUUCUGUCCUACUGCGAGAUUCCAGCUGAUCUACUACCUGUUACCAUAGCUCGCCACAAUGUUGAAAAUUGUUGGAGUUCGAGCCCUAAUAAAAGAAGUUCAAAGCCUUAUCCAGAUUUUCCAAACCUGGUUAUUAUUUAUCCUCCAUUUCCUGAGGUGAUAGCAUUUGGUCAAAGACCUAAGUAAAUCAGCCAUUGGUUGCCAUCAUCCAAAGUUGCUUGUGUUGCUAAGGAGAGGUAGUCUCUGUGUUGUGGUCACAUCUGCUAAUUUGGUGGUAGAACAGGCCCCCACCUGUUUUCUUGGAAAAGCCAGUACAGUUGGCCUAGAAAAGGCAGUAGAAGUUUUAGAUACACUUGGCAACAGCAUGAGAAAUUUGAAUUCUCGAGGCUUCAUGAUUGGAAUAGCAUCUCGACAAGACAAAAUAUCUAUUCUAGCAUUUGAAAUUGCAAACACCAUCACCAAAGCUGCAAAUUUAUUGCAAUCUCUUUCUGAAGAAAAUGUCGAGUAUUUAAACAAGGAACUUCUUCCUUCAAAAGGUGUGCAACAGUUGUUGGUUUCUACUAAUAUGAAGGAUCUGCUCACUAUAGUUGCUCAUGACAAAAGGGAGGAUUUUGCUGUUUUCUGUCGUGAAGUCAUCAGAUUUGGAGAUAUGUGUAAAGACCCACAAUGGCACAAUCUAGGUCGCUAUUUUUCCAAGUUGGACAGGGACACUGUUACUCACAAACAGCUAAGAGCAGAGGCGGAAAUGACAAUGCAGGAGCUGAUAACUCUGGCACAACAUACUUCUGAACUGUAUCAUGAGCUUCACGCGCUAGAUAAAUUUGAAAAGGAUUAUCAAAGAAAAAUUGAGGCAUUAAUUUUUUUAAAACUGUCUCUCGAAGGAGAACAUGUCAUGAUGUUAGAAAGCGAGCUAAAACAUCAAAGAAAAACUGUGAGGAACUUGAAAAAGAAGAGUCUUUGGUUCAAGAGUCUGAAGGAGGUUGUAGAGAAGCUUGUUGACAUUGCUACUUUUAUUCAUCAAGAGAUUUCAGAGGCAUAUGGAUAUGACGUAGGGUUGACAUCCUCACCUAGAAGAAAAUCAGAAACACUGGGAGAAGCUGGUCUUGCUUUACACUAUGCUAACUUAAUUACUCGAAUAGAUGCCAUUGCCUUAUACCCCACUUCUCCUUCUGAUAACAUGAGGGAUGCACUAUAUAAUGGAUUACCCCCCAACGUGAAGACAUCCCUUCGUUCUCGGUUGCAGGCAGUCACUAAGGAAGAGCUCACACUUUCUCAGAUCAAAGCAGAUUUGGGAAUAACACUUCAGUGGCUUGUUCCAAUAGCUACAAAUACUAAAAGAGUACUUCAAGGUUUCGGGUGGGCUAAUACUGGAAAUGAUUUAGGCAAGAUGAGUCGGGGACACAAGAAGAUCAUUCGGUUGCAAACUCUGUAUCAUGCAGACAAAGAGAAGAUGGACGAACUUAUCAUUGAACUAGUGACAUGGCUUCAUCACAUGAUCAGCCUGAGAAGAUCCAAUAACGCUUUCCCACCAAAAACAUCCAAGGUGCAGUUCUCUGAGGAAGAUAGAAACUUAUUGGAGAAGGUAAUGCAGAGGGGAAUGUUGGUUCCAGGAAUAAGCAAAAGCCAGGAAUUCGUCAUGUCCAAGAAACAUGUCCAGCGUCUAAGUAAAAGCAUUGGUACUUCUCCACAUACACAGUUCAAAGCCUAACGUAUUAGAUUAAACAGUUUGAGCUUCUAAACUAACAUCUCAAGAUAUUUUUUCGAUACACAUCCUAAUUCUAUAGGGUGGCAAAUGACAAUAACUCAUUAUGGGUUCUAAAGAUUAUAUUAUCCUUGAUCACUACUCAUGGCUAGUGAAGUUUGACUGGUAAGAGUUUUUUGUGUAGUAAAUGUUGUAUGGGUUUCUAUGGGGUGGCAAAUGACAAUAA
Solanum tuberosum (potato) is the source of this 3060-nucleotide messenger RNA. RefSeq lists its product as uncharacterized. The record is from RefSeq and is a predicted model, not a curated record. Gene Ontology annotation, biological process: positive regulation of growth. The coding region runs from base 1497 to 2840 and encodes 447 amino acids. NCBI's taxonomy places the organism in Eukaryota, Viridiplantae, Streptophyta, Magnoliopsida, Solanales, Solanaceae. The transcript has 15 exons.